Gongylonema pulchrum is the source of this 459-nucleotide messenger RNA. The record is from the annotation of a GenBank genome assembly. Lineage: Eukaryota; Metazoa; Nematoda; Chromadorea; Rhabditida; Gongylonematidae.
AUGGCAGCCGCAAGUUCUUCGCAACCGUCCAUCUGUCAACAUUAUUUCGCUUCGAGGAUUCCUGCCACUUCCGAUAGCUUCGAUUCUGAGCAAGCAAACAGUCCGGCAGUUGCACAAACUGGAGAAUCUGCGAUGCAGAGCGCCGAAGAGGAGACGAAAAUGGUCAUGAGUAAUGGAGCAUCGGGUGAUAAUUCGAUGCCGUGCUGGGCAAGCAGCGUCGGUUUCGUGGAUUCGUCCCCAGCAGCCGAUACACAGGCGGACUAUUGCGCAGCAUCUGACAGUUAUAAUAAUGCAUGGAAUGGCAAUUAUAUUUCGGCCUAUGACGCCGACGAUACGCGGAGCAAUUCGCAGAAGAUUCUGGCCGCCACAGACAGAGUAUCGCAUUAUGAAGUUAAUAUUGCUCUUAAUUCGAUGGGUGAGAGGAGUGGGGGGAGUGAGUGGGAAAAGGAAGAAGACUAG